AUGACUAGGCUCUGACAGUGACAGCCAUAUAACUGAUUUAAUUAUUGAUCAGAGAACAAAUACAAAGGACUUCACCUUUUGACCUCAACCCCAUCGUAUAUGACAUCUGGAAGAUAGUAUAAGUGACUUCGAAUUAUACAGCAACAAUCUACACUACAAGCAGCUUAGAUCAUGAAGAUCCAGAAGAUCUCGGCGUACCAAGUGGAUCUUCCUCUCCUAGAGAGCUCCUACAACUGGUCAGAUGGCAAAUCAGUUCAGGUGUUCGACAGUACAGUCGUCAAGAUAGAUACUGAUACUGGUGUCACUGGUUUUGGAGAGGUCUGUCCACUCGGACCAUUUUACUUGCCGUCGUAUGCAAAUGGCGUUCGGACAGGACUCAAAGAACUCGGACCUCAUUUACUGGGACUUAAUCCACUGGAACUUAGCGUAUUAAACCAGAUGAUGGACUUUCAUCUAAAAGGACACACAUACGUUAAAAGUGCAAUAGAUAUGGCAUGUUGGGAUAUACUCGGAAAGGUGACGGGACAAUCGAUCUGCACGUUGAUGGGUGGACGCUUUGGUGAAUCUGUUCAGCUAUAUCGAGCAAUCAGCCAGGCCCCGCCAGAACAGAUGGCCGCCAACGUCAUUAAGUACAAGGCGGAGGGAUACACCAAGUUCCAACUGAAGUGCGGAGGCAAGCACGGAGACCCAACUGAUGAUAUUGCAAGAAUUAAGAGUGUGCGAGCUGCAUUGGAUCCCAAUGAUGUUCUAGUCGCAGACACAAACACAGGCUGGGUGCCCCACCAAGCAGUUCGGGUUGCCAACGCUGUAGCUGAACUAGAUGUCUACCUGGAGCAGCCGUGUUAUACCUACCAGGAGUGUCUCAGUGUGCGCAAUCGCACCUCAUUGCCGUUCAUCUUGGAUGAGAACAUAGAUGAUAUUACCACCCUUAUACGUGCAUAUUCAGAUCAGGCGUGUGACGUUGUCAAUCUGAAGAUCAGCAAAUUUGGAGGCCUUACAAAAAUAAAGCAGGCAAGAGAUCUAUGUGUGUCACUAGGUAUAGGGAUGUGUUUGGAGGAUACCUGGGGUGGAGAUAUUAUCACUGCUGCCAUUGCCCACCUUGCUCAUAGUACACCAGAGAAGUAUCGCUUCUCAUCCACUGACUUUAACAGCUACAAUAGCGUUCACGUGGCAGGAGGUGUACCAAAGAGAGAGAACGGUCGUAUGGAGGCUCCACAGGGCCCAGGGUUGGGUCUAACAGUGGAAAUGGACAAACUUGGUGAUCCUGUAUUAGAGAUGUCUUAAAUCAGUCAUACUUUAAUUGUUUUUGACACUAUCUGCAACAUGUACAUGCUUCCCGACAUGAUUGUAAGACGUUUUGUCUACCAUCGGCUAACUUCUUCAGCUACUUCUAAAUUUCCCGCCGAAAAGGCAGUAACGUGCAAAAUGUCAUCACCUGUCAU
Molecule: messenger RNA, 1442 nt
Organism: Owenia fusiformis
Lineage: Eukaryota; Metazoa; Annelida; Polychaeta; Sabellida; Oweniidae
Source: the annotation of a GenBank genome assembly